Molecule: messenger RNA, 1147 nt
Organism: Aspergillus piperis CBS 112811
Lineage: Eukaryota; Fungi; Ascomycota; Eurotiomycetes; Eurotiales; Aspergillaceae
Product: sorting nexin-3
Exons: 3
Coding region: 266-694 (142 amino acids)
Biological process (GO): late endosome to Golgi transport; endocytic recycling
Cellular component (GO): early endosome membrane; retromer complex
Molecular function (GO): phosphatidylinositol-3-phosphate binding
Source: RefSeq, a predicted model, not a curated record
UACUCCCAUUCUCUUUGAAUUAAGAUAUCCCUGCUGUUUACUUCGAACCGUGGUGAUUCACACUCACCCUCUUCUUUGUCUCUAAUUGAUUCCUAUCCGCAACGUGGAAAUCCCCAAUACCGCAGAAAUAUAACCCACCCCGAGUUAAUCCACUACUUUCACCACCUGGAAGUUAGUAACGCAUCGAGCUUCCCCGCAUCCACUCUACACCAACACAACAGACAUACCAACCAACCCCCUACGGGCAAAAAUCCAAAGAAACAAGAUGCAAGCCGUCCCCGAAUCGCGCCAACAAACCUUCGAGGAGAUCUACGGCCCUCCGGAAAACUUCCUCGAGAUAGAAGUACGAAACCCCCAAACGCACGGCACCUCCCGGAACAUGUACACGUCAUACGAAAUCGUGUGUCGAACCAACAUCCCGGCGUUCAAACUGAAACAUUCCGUCGUAAGGCGCCGAUACUCCGAUUUCGAGUACUUCCGGGAUAUACUGGAGCGGGAGUCGACGAGGGUGACGAUCCCGCCGCUGCCGGGGAAGGUAUUCACGAAUCGGUUCAGUGAUGAUGUGAUUGAGCAUCGGCGGGAGGGGUUGCAGCGGUUUUUGCAGAUUGUGGCGGGUCAUCCGUUGUUGCAGACGGGGAGUAAGGUGUUGGCGAGUUUUGUGCAAGAUCCGAAUUGGGAUCGGAAUGCGUGGUAAAGUAUACUGCGUUGGGGUAGGAGGGAUGGAGGGAUGGAGGGGUGAGUGGGUUGGGGAUAUGGUAUGGUAUGGGAGAAUGAAUGAGGGAGGGUAUAUGGUAUGGUAGGAGGGAAUUAUUGGCAAUUGCGGGUUCAGGUAGGGUAGGUAGUAUUCGUCUGUUCUUUUUCAUUCUGCUGUCUGUCUGGCGGAUAUCAUGUAACUAGCGUUCUGUUUGUCAUUCUGCAAUCAGUGUUUGUUCUGUCUUUCAUGUCUGUCUGUUCUUAGCAUAAAAGCUGUUAUCAUCCUGAGCAUCUUCAGACUACUCCCAUGCAAUCUACUAUGUGACUGCAAUUAGUCAAUAACACUUCUCUACUGAUGUUUAAAUGCAACUACACUAGCUAUGCAGGCAUCUAUGCAGCUCACUAUGCAAGCUCAUCCCACAUCGGCGCCAACGUAUUAUCUGCCCACGUCGCA